UUAAGUUAUAAAAUAAUUAUUUCAUUUAAUCAUAUAAGAAUGGCUGAAUAUAGUUUGUUCUCUAAAAUUACUCCAUAUCUUGAUAAACAUUUACUGUUUCCUCUACUUGAGAAUAUGACUAAUAAUCCAAAUUAUGACCAAAAGGUAUUAAAUGAUGUCAAGCUAAGGCUGUUGCAAUCAACUUUUAUGGUUGAUUAUGCUAUCGAAUUAUAUAACAAUCCAAAUGAUGUGCCACAGGAACUGUUAGAGAAGCGUAGGACAGUGUUGGAAAUUCUGGCGGAAGCCGUAAGUGCUGCCGAACCCAUAAAUCAAAUCAUAUCUUUACCGGAGGCAGUGGCACUGAUCAGUAGGGAGAGAGAGUACACAGUCCUUUACCAAAAUUUGAAAAUAGAAUUUAAUUUUGACCCCACCAUGUUGGAACAUCUUUAUAAAGUCGCACGCUUGCGUUUUGAAUGCGGGGAUUACUUAUACGCUGCCAACAAACUGGAUGCCUAUCUUUCACUUAUAACCAUGAACCAUCCCAAUUUCAAAACCGCGCUUUGGGGUAAACUGGCCUCGGACAUUUUGAACCAGUUUUGGGAGCAUGCGCUCAACGAGUUCAAACAGCUGAAGGAAACUAUAGAUAAUAAAGUUUAUAAGAACGAAGUGGAAAGCUUGCAAGAAAGGACUUGGUUAUUACAUUGGAGCCUCUUUAUUUAUUUCAAUCACCCGGACGGAAAAGAACACCUGAUCGACUUGUUCCUCUACCAAAUACCAUAUUUGAACAUAAUUCAAACGGUGUGUCCCCAUUUGCUACGCUAUUUGACGGCCGCUGUCAUAACCAGUAAAAGGAAGAAGCAAGCCCUGAAAGAUCUGAUUAAAAUAUUCAAACAAGAAUAUUACGCUCACAACGAUCCCUUAAUCGAAUUCAUGGUCAGUUUAUUCGUCGAUUGCGAUUUCGAAAAGGCCAAGAAGAAGAUGUUGGAAUGUGCCAUCUUAUUAGAAUCGGAUUUUUUUCUCUGUAAUCACAAAGAUGAAUGCAUGGAAGCUAUACGCCAAAUGACUUUCGAAAAAUAUACCAAAAUUCACCAAUGCCUUAGUUUGAGCGUUGUCGCGGAGAAAUUGAAUAUGAAUGUCGCGGAAGCGGAAAAGUGGAUCGGCAACCUCGUCGCGACCACCAGGGUCGAUGUUAAAAUUGAAUACAGUAAGGGUCACGUACUAAUGAAUACGCAAGUUAUUCCGCCGUACCAAAAGAUAAUCGACAAGGCCAAAACCCUGUCCUACCACACUCAAAACAUGGCUUCCUUGAUAGAGAAUAGGGCCCUGAGUAAUAUAGCCAACCCGCCCAUGAAUGACAGUUCGUCUGCCAUGGUCUUGGGUGGAGCGACGGCCCCAUCAAGUGGCUUCAGCAAAAAUAACGCUUAUUACUGGAACAAUCUUCAAGCUGUCUAAGAAGUCUAAGGAAAAGAAAAAUACCCUUAAAUUUUUUUAUAAUAAUUUAAUUUUUCGAUGUAUUGGUCUAAAUAAAACAUCAAAUCUUGUCUCACAAA
Gordionus sp. m RMFG-2023 is the source of this 1529-nucleotide messenger RNA. Its product is annotated as eukaryotic translation initiation factor 3 subunit E-like. The coding region runs from base 40 to 1431 and encodes 463 amino acids. NCBI's taxonomy places the organism in Eukaryota, Metazoa, Nematomorpha, Gordioida, Chordodea, Parachordodidae. Gene Ontology annotation, molecular function: translation initiation factor activity. Gene Ontology annotation, cellular component: eukaryotic translation initiation factor 3 complex; cytoplasm; nucleus. Gene Ontology annotation, biological process: translational initiation. The transcript is spliced from 11 exons. The record is from RefSeq and is a predicted model, not a curated record.